This is a messenger RNA of Pteronotus mesoamericanus, 1377 nucleotides long. RefSeq names its product G protein regulated inducer of neurite outgrowth 2 (gene GPRIN2). The record is from RefSeq and is a predicted model, not a curated record. Gene Ontology annotation, cellular component: plasma membrane. Gene Ontology annotation, biological process: neuron projection development. The transcript has a single exon. Lineage: Eukaryota; Metazoa; Chordata; Mammalia; Chiroptera; Mormoopidae. Bases 1 to 1377 code for a protein of 458 amino acids.
AUGAGCUCCAGCCACCCUGAGCCAGGUGCCCGGGCACCCUUGAGCCCCUGCCCACAACCCUUGUCCCGGAGCUCUUCCAGCCUGCUGGGUGAAGGCCGGGGACAGAGGCCAGAGCUCCGAAAAAGUGCCAGCAGCACUGUAUGGCAGUCCCAGCCGGGUGAGGCCAGCACCAGUCCCCAGGUCCCGGAGGAAGAGGGGCACCAGGCUAAGAGCACAGAGCAGACACUGGCCUCUAGCCCCAGGCCAUGGCCUGGCACUGUGGGCCACCGGCGGAGCAGCACUGUGGGCAAUGUAUCUACCAUGGGCGGUGGUGACCUGUGUCGCCUGCAGGCCCCCAGCACCACUGCUGUGCAGAGAAGCCACUCGGACCUGGUCCGUAGCACCCAGACCCGGGGCCACAGCAGUGCUCGGAAGGCCAGCCUCAGCUGCUCAGCCCUUGGCAGCUCCCCGGUCCACAGGGCUCGGCUGCAGCCUGGCCGUACUUCCAGCCAGGGAGGGCAGGCCCCUGCAGGCUUGAAAAAGGACCUGGCUGCAGAGGACGGGACUUCAGACUCAGCCUGGACACUGGGAGAGAGUAAGGUGUGGCUGUCACCACUCGAUCUGGGAGACACAACUACCCACAGCAGCAGCCCCAAGGCUGGCCCCAAAGCCACUGGGCAGUCAGCCACUACCUCCUGCCAUGCUCUGCCCCCAGCAGCUCUACUCUGUGGCAUGAAGAAGGUGGGAGCCAGCAGGUACUGCCAUGCUCUGCCUGCGCCAGGGGUCCUGGCCUUUCCCAAACUAGUAACAUCAGUGAGUGAGUCUGGGCUGCAGGCUCAGCACGGGGUGACGUUCCACUGUAGGUUGCCUGGGGAGCUUCCUGGGCAUUCCCACUGCUGUGCCCAUCCUUGGGGUCCCACUGGGUUAGCUACGGAGCCUGGCGCCAAGACCAAGGAUGUGUGGACCAUGACCUCAGCCAGUGACUUGGCUCCAGUGUUGAUGUCCCCUCUUUCAGCACAGGAUGCUGGUGUGCAGGCAGCCCCCAUGGCAGAGUGCAAGGCUGUGGCUACCAGCCCGCCCCUGGAAGCCCCUGUGGCCCUGCACACAUUCCCAGAGGUAACUCUGGGGUCCAGCCUGGAGGAGGUGCCAUCCCCCGUGCAGGAUGUGCGAUGGGAUGCUGAAGGCAUGACGUGGGAGGUGUACGGAGCUGCAGUGGACCCUGAAGUGCUGGGCGUGGCCAUUCAGAAGCACCUGGAGAUGCAGUUUGAGCAGCUGCAGCGGGAACCUGCCAGUGAGGACAGCCUGUCUGCUGAGGGCCGGAGAGGGCCGCUACGAGCUGUCAUGCAGUCUCUGCGGCGCCCCAGCUGCUGUGGCUGCUCCAGCACAGCCCCUGAGUGA